Sorex fumeus (smoky shrew) is the source of this 2272-nucleotide messenger RNA. It is a transcript of the gene GDAP2, whose product is annotated as ganglioside induced differentiation associated protein 2. Bases 1 to 1494 code for a protein of 497 amino acids. The record is from RefSeq and is a predicted model, not a curated record. The transcript has 13 exons. Lineage: Eukaryota; Metazoa; Chordata; Mammalia; Eulipotyphla; Soricidae.
AUGGAUCCCCUGGGUGCCCCUUCCCAGUUUGUGGAUGUGGAAACGCUUCCAGCCUGGGGCAGCUCCUGUGAAGAUGAACUGAAUGCCCCAGACACAGCAGCUGAGAUGCCUCAGGAAGAGCCUAUUCGAUCACCUUUCCUUUAUAACAAAGAUAUUAAUGGAAAAGUGGUUCUUUGGAAAGGAGAUGUGGCAUUACUGAACUGUACAGCUAUUGUGAAUACCAGCAAUGAAAGUCUUACCGAUAAGAAUCCCGUGUCAGAGAGUAUCUUCAUGCUCGCAGGACCUGAUUUGAAGGAGGACCUCCAGAAACUUAAAGGUUGCCGGACAGGGGAAGCAAAAUUGACGAAAGGAUUUCAUUUAGCUGCUCGGUUCAUCAUUCACACCGUGGGACCGAAGUACAAGAGCCGGUACCGCACAGCCGCCGAGAGUUCCCUGUACAGCUGCUACAGAAACGUGCUCCAGUUGGCCAAAGAGCAGUCAAUGUCUUCUGUUGGGUUCUGUGUCAUCAAUUCUGCAAAACGAGGUUAUCCCUUAGAGGAUGCAACUCACAUAGCACUCCGCACCGUAAGGCGAUUCCUAGAGAUUCAUGGGGAAAGCAUUGAAAAAGUAGUAUUUGCUGUCUCUGAACUCGAAGAGGCUACUUACCAAAGGCUGCUACCUCUGUACUUCCCAAGGUCACUGAAGGAGGAGAGUCAGUCCUUGCCGUUCCUGCCCGCGGAUAUUGGAAAUGCAGAAGGGGAGCCCGUGGUACCGGAACGGCAGAUCAGGAUAAGUGAGAAGCCAGGGGCUCCAGAGGACAGCCAAGAAGAAGAAGACGAGGGCUUGGGCGUCGAUCUCUCUUUUAUUGGCUCCCAUGCUUUUUCUCGAAUGGAAGGAGAUAUUGACAAGCAGAGAAGAUUGAUCCUACAGGGCCAGUUGUCAGAGGCAGCCCUGCAGAAGCAGCACCAGCGGAAUUAUAAUCGCUGGUUAUGUCAAGCCCGAUCUGAGGAUCUGUCUGACAUUGCUUCUCUAAAAGCCUUAUACCAAACAGGUGUUGAUAACUGUGGCCGCACAGUGAUGGUGGUUGUCGGAAGAAACAUUCCUGUAACGCUAAUAGAUAUGGACAAGGCACUGUUAUACUUCAUUCAUGUCAUGGACCACAUUGCUGUGAAGGAAUAUGUGUUGGUCUAUUUCCACACACUGACCAGCGAGUACAAUCACCUGGACUCCGAGUUCCUGAAGAAACUCUACGACGUUGUUGAUGUCAAGUACAAGAGGAACUUGAAGGCUGUUUAUUUUGUUCAUCCAACAUUUCGCUCAAAGGUAUCAACAUGGUUUUUUACCACCUUUUCUGUCUCAGGACUGAAGGAUAAAAUCCACCAUGUGGACAGCCUGCACCAGCUCUUUUCUGCUAUAUCGCCAGAACAGAUCGACUUUCCUCCUUUCGUCCUUGAAUAUGAUGCCAGGGAAAAUGGGCCUUACUAUACAUCUUAUCCCCCAUCGCCAGAUUUGUGACCUGCCAUCUCUCAGUGCUGUUGAUUUCCAAGGAUGUGACUUUCUUCAUGAAUCACUAUCUAGUGAAGUGAUACUCAUUUUCGCUGUACAGACCCAGGGAGCCUUUUGUCCCCACCUCUCUGGUAUUUUUUUAUUGACUGUAUAUUUUCUGCCACAUAAGCAAUCUGAAUAUGGUAGGCCAUACUGAACUGCACACUUAUUUUAAAUUUGUAUAUUUGUAUCAAAUGAAAAAGAAAAACAUUCAUUUUUAAGAGAGUUGUUAAUAGAAGAUGGGGAACAAACUUUUCAGUAUCUUUACAGGACACUGGACUCUCCAUUAGACAAGCCACCGUUGUUUAUAUCAUCUCUGUGACAUUGCAUGCUUCUUUUGUGUACUCAAGUAUUUCUAAAUGUAUGUAUAUAUAUGUAUAUAUAUAUAUAUAUAUAUGUACACUUGCUGACUGGUUGUAUUGUUUGCUUCAAAUCCUAGCUUUAUAUUUUAAACAGCAAAUUUGGUUAUGACAAAUGAGAAUAAUCUAUUUUUUGAGUUUUUUUGUUUUGUUUUAUUUUUCUUUUGGGGUCAUGCCCUGCAGUGCUCAGGGCUUACUCCUGGCUUUGCACUCAGGGAUCACUCCCAGUGGGGCUUGGAGGAUCGUAUGUGGUGCUGGAGGUUGAACUCGGGUUGGCCACAUGUAACUAACUACCCACUGUACUAUCACUCUGGCCCCGAUAAAUGAGAAUCAUCUGGGACCAAGGAUAUGGCAAUGUAUCUGAUUGAAAACAUUAAAGCCAUUCGCAA